AUGCAGUGGAUAAUUUUCCUGUUGCUGUUAUUCAUAAACUCCAUGGAAAUGCUCACUCAAGCCAGGAGGAAGAAACGAGUCAGUGCCACCUUGUUCGAGAACUGCACUGGGUGUGUGAUGUGUUCCGAGGACAACGGCUGUAUCGCCUGCCAACAGAGGUUGUUCCUGCUCAUCUGGAGGGAUGGGAUCCGCCAGUACGGUGCAUGCGUCCAUGCCUGCCCACCAGGCUACUUUGGAGUGCGAGGCCAAGAGCUCAACAGAUGCAUUAAAUGCCGGUCGCCCAGCUGUGAGAGCUGCUUCAGCAAAGAUUUCUGCAUGAAAUGCAAAGAGCAUUUCUUCCUGCACAAAGGCAAAUGUUUCAGCGCAUGCCCACCUGAGACCCUGGCCCAGUCCAGCACCCGGGAAUGCCAAGAAAAGUGCGAGAUGGGUCCCUGGAGCAACUGGAGCCCCUGCACAAACCAGGGCAAGACCUGUGGCUUUAAGUGGGGCUCAGCUACGAGGGUUCGUGAGGUCAUCAGGAGUAGCAAAGAGGAAUCUGCAAUGUGCUCAACACUGUCAGAGUCCAGGAAGUGCCGGAUGAAGAAACACUGCCCUGGAGAAAAGAACGAAAAGAAAAGAAAAGGAAAAAGGGACAAGAAAGAGAAGAAGAAGAAGAGGAAGAUAGAUUCUCUGAUGGUCACUUAAACAGCUUUGGAUCAAGUGAUGAUACGGCAGCGUCCCUCUCCCUACUUCUUCCCAGCAUGCUAAGAUGAAGAAAGAGAGAAAAA
Messenger RNA from Eublepharis macularius, 767 nucleotides. RefSeq names its product R-spondin 4 (gene RSPO4). The coding region runs from base 1 to 684 and encodes 227 amino acids. Lineage: Eukaryota; Metazoa; Chordata; Lepidosauria; Squamata; Eublepharidae. The transcript has 6 exons. The record is from RefSeq and is a predicted model, not a curated record.